AUGACCGACUCGUCAGAACCAGAUGCCAAUACCCUUCAUUCUCGUCCCGCCAUGCCAUUCCCCUCUUGCAAAUCCGAAUGUCUUAACGAUGGACUCGCUAUAGUACCGGAAGAUGGGGACAUGCAAUUUGAUACGUCCGGCCGAAGCUGGCACGACGUCGACCAGUCCACCGCCAUUGAACACCUGGUCACGCUCAAGCAGGGUCUGAGAACAUCCGAUACCGAGCUGUUCUGGAAACGGCUCAUGGAGGAUAUUACAUCGAUCAGUAAAGCACAAUAUGCCUUUGUGGCUCGUCGGGUACAUGGCGGGGAGCCCAUGGCCGAACUGGGUGGGCGCCGGGCGUCGCUCUUCGGUGCAGUAUUUUAUUAUAACGACGGCUAUCAGAACGUCGGACUGCAGCGGAACCGGUAUUUCGCUGGCGGAAACCCUCUGUGCCAUAUGGACCAUGAAAGGCCGUGUUUAAUACCCGAAAACCUGAAAUUAUUGCUUUCCUUUCCCGACGAUCAGCUACCCUUUCCUGCAGAGGCGUAUCUGGCUAUCCCACUCUUCUCCGCUGGUAAAUGUCUGGCUUAUUUCGGCUUAAUGUGGUCGGCAGAGGGUAUCCGGAACCGAAACCUGUCAUGGUCGUUCCUAGAGGUAGUCUUGCAUUCGUUGGAGGACAUGAUCGUUGCGCAGCUGCUUCAGGACAACGUCUUCCCGGAGCAGGAGAUUUCAGCGUUUCCACCAAUUCCCACAGCCAUUCAAAAUACAGCAACUGUCACUCUUCCUGCGUCCCCUGAUUUCACGUCUCAACCUCUCAAACCCUACGCUCGCAGCCUAUCCCAUGAAUUACGAACCCCGAUGCAAGGCGUGGUAGGCAUGCUUGAUGUGAUGCAUGCCACCGUGCGAGAGGCCAUGGAAAGCAAGACCCCUGUCAAAUCAGGGGGCAUUUUCCAGGCUCUCAAAGAGGGCAUUGAGAUGGUUCAGGAUAGCGCACGCCGUGCCGUCGAAGCCGCUGAUAAUGUUGUUCACGCCUACGACCUCAACAUGCAGGUCCCAAAAACACCCACACCACAACGGGAGGAAGACAAUGGGUUUUUCCCUCGCGCUCCGCUAGGUGAGCCCGCAGAAAGUCGUCCAAGUGUUUUCAUCGAAGGAAACAAUAUUGCUGUGAAUCCGUAUAAAAGACGGCGGAGUCUUCCUUUGGAUAUGGCAUCCUGCGCAUCACGCCCGGCUCGGAGACAGAGAGUUCGUGCGGCUUCUUCACGGCAGGAAUUGUCUCCCCGCAGUGAAGAAGUCAAAAACGCCGUCCAUGAGAGUGACCAGAUCGUCCAAGCCACCACCCCAGCCCGCCAGAUUGAAGAAGUGAUGGCCAGUAUGGUAGACCCACGCCCAUCAAUUGCAGUUCGACGAUCAGCCCCGAAUCUCCUUCUAGAAGGCAUUAAUAUGAAUCUCCGGGGCCCAGCUCUGCGCUUCACAAAACUACGGGACCUGCUUCGGUUAGUCAUUAACGAGUCUCUUCAUGUUGGCGGCCGUCCGGAUUCCGCCGAGAGCAAGGCGACCGAGUUUGGCGAGAAGAUUGAGAUCCGAUCUCGAUCCUCAAACGGUGAAAUUCGAACCAAGACCGUGGAUUGGUCUGUUGACCCAGCCUUGCCCGAUACUCUUCUAGCUGAUGACCGAGACUUGGCUAAGCUGAUCUCCUGUGUUUUCCUAAACGCUAUCAAGUUCACUAACAAUGGCACGAUCACUGUCUGCGCGACUAUCGACUCCAAGAAUAACGACGUAUUAAUUCGUGUGCGAGACACAGGCUCAGGGAUCCCAGAGGCAUUCUUACCGAAUCUUUUUAAGCCCUUCGCUCGUGAAGAUGCCUCAACAACCCGGAGUAAAGAUGGACUGGGCCUUGGUCUCCUUGUGGCCAAGGGACUUUCUCGAAAAAUGGGAGGUGAUCUGAUUUGUGUCCGUUCAUCGACUACCGGUCCCGACCAUGGCUCUGAAUUCCAGAUUCGGGUUCCUGUGAAUCAGCGUGAAGCUCUGUGCGGUGGGAGUAGUUUCAUCUGGGAACCCACGUUACCAAGCUCACCCUCUCUUCUGCAAAACGAGCGACUUCAACAGCCCACUCCAAGCACCUCGGAUGAAAAGUCGUCACAGAGUCCUACUUCGCCUCAUACUCUGACAAGACCUCAACUCAAUCCAAGCGCCAUCUCUCAGGAUUCAUACGACAAGAGGCUUGGAGAAAAAUACCCCUUGCGUUUUCUUGUUGCAGAGGAUAACCGAAUCAACCGACGUGUGUUGGUCAACAUGCUGCGUAAGCUGGGCUAUCGCGACGUACUUGAAGCUGCCGAUGGCCGAGAAGCUGUGCAAAUCGUACAAGAUAUUAUCAACGCAUCUAAUCUUGCCAAUAACUCAACCAAGUUCCCCAAAAUCGUGGACGCAUCCACUAAGUCUGCUCGGCCAGAUUCUCACGACAUCAGACCCAUUGACAUUGUGCUCAUGGAUCUUUGGAUGCCCGAAAUGGACGGCUACGAGGCAACCUCCAGGAUCCUUCAGAUGGUUGACAAUCACCAGAGCCAGUCCUCUGGUUCCAGCAAUGCAUCUCCAAAUACACCCAAUCACCCUGACUCCAUGGAUGUGGAUGCCUUGAGCACAUUGCAUUUGGCACCGCCUCCUACUGUCCUUGCUGUGAGCGCGGAUGUCAGCGACGAGGCGUUGAACCGUGCCUCUAGAGUGGGAAUCAAGGGCUACAUGACCAAGCCAUACAAACUCUCCGACCUUGAACGACUGAUCCUCGGAUUCUGCGGUAGUCCUGGCGACCCAGUUCCGAUGGUGACUAUGUAA
Molecule: messenger RNA, 2814 nt
Organism: Penicillium odoratum
Lineage: Eukaryota; Fungi; Ascomycota; Eurotiomycetes; Eurotiales; Aspergillaceae
Product: response regulator
Exons: 2
Coding region: 1-2814 (937 amino acids)
Biological process (GO): protein autophosphorylation; phosphorelay signal transduction system
Molecular function (GO): phosphorelay sensor kinase activity; histidine phosphotransfer kinase activity
Source: RefSeq, a predicted model, not a curated record